Molecule: messenger RNA, 759 nt
Organism: Symbiodinium sp. CCMP2592
Lineage: Eukaryota; Dinophyceae; Suessiales; Symbiodiniaceae
Source: the annotation of a GenBank genome assembly
AUGGGCUACAUUGACAAGGUACACAGCCCGACCUCUCCUGUCGCCAAGCUCUUCCAGUCGAUUGAGCCCCUGGCCUUUCUGAAGGAAAGGGUGGGGCGCAGUCCAUCCAGUGGCGGCUUGGAGGCUUCGCCGACACAGUCUGGGACCGAUGUAACGCCCAGCUCGGCGUGGUUCGAGGACUUCGCCGCCGACAGCUCCGUAGAUUUGGAGAAGGGCGGUGGCUCCGCGAUGUCGGAGGCAUUCAGGCAGAAACGGAGCGAGGGAAAGUUGCACAACAAGGUCGUUGCAUGGGAAGUUCUUGAGGUCAUCGACUUCUUCUAUUUUUGGACGAGUCGACGCUGUCCUUCGCGGCGCCCGAUUCGCAUCCACCUCACGUCGUUGGCGAAGAAGGCCAGCAGGGAGUCCCGUGACGGGAAAGUGUCGGCUGAGAUUCGGGCCUUUACCAACAUGCUCCAGGCGGUGUUCUGGUUGAUGGUUGUGACGAAGCCUGGAUCUUCGGCAGGACGUUUGUUGACGGCAGCGUCGACUCUGGUGGCCGACUACUUGUACACGGCUUCCAAGGAUAGCUACUACAUGCCGGGCAUCAGCUCGACGUGGGGGGAGGAUAUACGUGUACGUUUUGCUUCCGGUUCGUUCGUUCAACGACGCCACCUCUGGUCUUUUGGUGAAUUUCGCUUUCUCGAGGUUGACGAUGGUCAGCACUCUCUUUGGGCCUGUUUCGCGAAGCCUUCCGAGCUUCUUCUGAAAAGGCUUGUGUAA